GCUACACAACCAUAGUUUGGUAUACUGGGAUAAUAUUUUUACUUAACUCUACAUAAUUAAAAUUUAUUACAUUUCAGCAUGCAUUGAAGUGAUUAUCUAUCUAUAUAUAUGUACAUAUAUGUAUGUAUGUAAUAAUACUAGUUAGGAGAUCACAAUUCACAAAUGGCUCACUGGUUUGGAAGAUCAAGAACCAUUACACAUUUUCUUAAGACAAAGAUUAUUAGUUCUUCUUACAGAAGCUUGGCCGGUGAUGGUAGCGGAAAGGCGUGUGGAAUAUUCCGGGAGAAGUCCGCCGUGAUUCCGGCUUUUCGGCGAUCGGAAUCGGCCAGAGCUGGGGACCUUGUCGAAGCGGUAACUUAUUCUGAUGAUGACGACGACGAAAAUCAGGGUUUAGAAUUUCCUGGUGGAAGAGUCACAUUUACUCCCCAAAUGAAAUUCAUCGCUGAAUCCACCGACAACCGAGUACCUUGUUAUCGUGUUCUCGACAACAAUGGCUGUCCAAUCCCUGGCAGCACAUUCGACCAGGUGGACAAAGAAACAGCGGUGAAGAUGUACCGGAAAAUGGUGACGCUUCAAAUAAUGGACACCAUUUUCUACGAAGCGCAAAGACAGGGGAGAUUAUCGUUUUAUCUGACAUCGACCGGUGAAGAGGCGAUUAAUAUCGCUACAGCUGCUGCUCUCACACCUGAUGACAUUUUAUUCACCCAGUAUCGGGAGCCUGGCAUUUUAUUGUGGCGUGGUUUCACGCUCGAAGAAUUCGCAAACCAAUGCUUUGGCACCAAAGAUGGUCAUGGCAAAGGCAGGCAAAUGCCGAUUCAUUAUGGCUCCAAAGAACAUAAUUUCUUCACCGUUUCUUCGCCUAUCGCAACACAGCUGCCUCAAGCGGCAGGUGCUGCUUACUCCCUCAAGAUGGCUAAUAAGGAAGCCUGUGUUGUUGCUUUCACUGGUGAUGGUGGCACAAGUGAGGGAGAUUUUCAUGCUGGAUUGAACUUUGCAGCAGUAAUGGAAGCCCCUGUAAUGUUCAUAUGUCGAAACAAUGGGUGGGCCAUAAGCACACCGAUAUCCGAUCAGUUCCGAAGCGAUGGUGUAGUUGUUAAAGGUCAAGCAUAUGGAAUACGAAGUAUUCGAGUAGAUGGAAACGACACUCUGGCUGUUUACAGUGCAGUUCGUGCAGCUCGUGAAAUGGUCAUAACCGAACAGAAACCAAUGCUAGUCGAGUUCCUUACGUAUAGAGUGGGCCACCACUCCACGUCAGAUGAUUCAACCAAAUACCGAUCUUCGAAUGAGAUCGAGCAAUGGAAAACGGGUAGAAGCCCGAUAUCCAGAUUCCGAAAAUGGGUCGAGAGGAACGGGUGGUGGAGCGAUGAGGAGGAAACGGAGCUUCGUAAAGAUGCAAGGAAACAGGUAUUGAAUGCAAUUCAAGUGGCGGAUAAAACGGAGAAACCUUCUCUCGAAGAUCUAUUCACCGACGUUUACGACAGUCCGCCGUCGAAUCUUGUAGAGCAAGAGAAGUCACUAAGAGAAACCAUCAAGAGGCACCACCAAGAUUUCCCUUCUGAUGUGCCUAUAUAGAUAGAUACAGAUUUAUAUAUGUAACAAUACCUGAUAAUUCUUGCUAAGAAUAUUCUAAAAAGCACCAAUAAGCUACCGACAAGUGUCCUCUAGUUCGUAAUUCCAUUGGGCCUUAUAUUUAAGUAUGGGCCCACUUGGUUAAUUGCUUCUAGCCCAUA
Erythranthe guttata (spotted monkey flower) is the source of this 1730-nucleotide messenger RNA. RefSeq names its product 2-oxoisovalerate dehydrogenase subunit alpha 2, mitochondrial. Gene Ontology annotation, cellular component: oxoglutarate dehydrogenase complex. Gene Ontology annotation, biological process: branched-chain amino acid catabolic process. NCBI's taxonomy places the organism in Eukaryota, Viridiplantae, Streptophyta, Magnoliopsida, Lamiales, Phrymaceae. Gene Ontology annotation, molecular function: oxidoreductase activity, acting on the aldehyde or oxo group of donors, disulfide as acceptor. The record is from RefSeq and is a predicted model, not a curated record.